This is a messenger RNA of Trichomonas vaginalis G3, 699 nucleotides long. RefSeq lists its product as uncharacterized. Lineage: Eukaryota; Parabasalia; Trichomonadida; Trichomonadidae. The transcript has a single exon. The record is from RefSeq and is a predicted model, not a curated record. The coding region runs from base 1 to 699 and encodes 232 amino acids.
AUGUCUAUUGCCAUUCGAGAAUUCUUAGUUUUUAAUACGUCAUCAAUAAUGUUUAAAGAUUUUUCAGAAAAAUUUGCAGUAUUAACGAAUAUGUUCCAAGAUUAUUGCAAUCAAACAGCAAGCGCGCUUGGUAUGGUAAAUAAAACACUUCAAAUUCCAUCAAUUUUAGUAAAUACAUCCAAAAAUUUACAGAAAAUCAUCGCUGAAUUAUUCAGUAGUUAUGAAUCGAUUAAAAAUGCAGGAAGUACCGUACUUUUUGAUGUUGCCAAAUCCGAUUUCAAGAAAUUACAAAAUAUUGUUAAUGUUAUCGAAAAAUCAAUAUCUGAUGAACAUUUCUAUGAUGACUCUGUCGUAAAUGGUCUUCCUAAGAUCAAGAAAACACUCAAAAACAUACAUGAAAAAGCAUUUUCUAUUUUGAACGAAAAAACAAGCGAAGAAGAAGUCAAAAAGUUUAAUGAAAGAGUUAAAGUAUAUAUACGUGAUUUUACGUCAUUUAUAGACAAAGAUCUUCCUCCUUCUGUUUUUCAGAAAAAUAAGAAGAUAAAAAUGAGAAGCGAAGUUACCUCUUAUCUUGGAAACAUUUCUAGUACUAUAAACUCGUUCUCCCGCUAUCCAUUCCUUCUCGAACAAGUCGGAGAAACAAUCAAAGUAUUCACUACUCAUAUUGAUGAAACUAAUAAGACAAUGAACAUUUACUAG